Molecule: messenger RNA, 2503 nt
Organism: Cataglyphis hispanica
Lineage: Eukaryota; Metazoa; Arthropoda; Insecta; Hymenoptera; Formicidae
Product: facilitated trehalose transporter Tret1-like
Exons: 4
Coding region: 340-1797 (485 amino acids)
Biological process (GO): transmembrane transport
Cellular component (GO): membrane
Molecular function (GO): transmembrane transporter activity
Source: RefSeq, a predicted model, not a curated record
AUGAUAAAUCCGAUAAAAUAAAGUAUUUGCUAUGUGCAAAGAAUAUAUACAUGUGGAUGUCUUUUAUUCGCAUAUCAUUUAUUGUCUUUAGCGAGAAUGACGAAAAGAUAAGGAUGUUCCUUGCAACAAGAAUAUGUGCGCGAAUAGCUACCACUAUAAAUUAAAUUAUAAUACGCAUGUCGGUCGAGUACGAGACGUGAGGAGCUAUCUUCCUACUUGUGCUAAUGUAUUCUCCAUCGUUCGUGAAUUCUGUCCAUCCUCGAUUCCGGGCUUGUGUCUAUCGACAAUCGUGGAAGACGUUACCGUUGCGAUCGCGCUUUUGUUAAAGAACGACGUGCGAUGGAAAAGCAGGAGGAGUUGCAGGAGCCAGGCAAGUUGCGGCAGUUUGUCUUCGCGAUAAUCGUAAAUCUAUCAUCGGUAUCCUAUGGAUUUAUGAUGGGAUGGCAAUCACCGUCAGUUCCGCAACUACAAAAUCCAUUGCCGGUCGUAGGAAGUGAACCAAUGACGGACAACAAUAUAUCCUGGAUGAAUGGCAUUUUAUGCCUGGUAGGCACUUUCGCGACUAUGCUGCUUUUAGUGAUACCCGACAAGUUCAGUCGAAAGAGAUUCGGUUAUAUGUUACUGUUGCCGAUGAUACUCUCCUGGCUGUUGAUCAUUUUCGCCACCGAGCACUUGCACAUUUACAUAGCGAAAGCCCUGAGCGGUAUCACUGGCGCCGGUGUAUUUUUCCUGGUGUCGAAUUAUGUGUCGGAGAUUUCGUGUGACAGCAUCCGCGGUAUAUUAGCAAGUCUCAUAGGAUUCUCUCUCAAUACUGGGAUACUGCUGGCUUACAUCUUAGGUGGCAUGAUGUCUCUAUACCAUCUCGCUGUAAUUGGUGCGAUAUUGAGCGCAUUGUUCCUGAUUACUUUCGUUUUCAUACCGGAAUCGCCGGUCUACUUAGUGCGUGAAAAUCGUACGCGUGAAGCAAUUAAAUCAUUGAAUCGGUUAAAAGCUGGAAACACUUCGGCGGUAGAACAGGCAUUGUCGCAUCUACAGUUGCAAAUUAAGGAAGUCACGUCCAUGAGAUCCGCCAAGUUGUCAGAUUUAUUUAGAGACAAAGCGACGAUUAAAGGACUGAUCAUCAUCUUGGGUUUGUUUUUCGGUCAACAAUUUGCCGGGAUCUUUGCGGUGAUCAGUUACACGGAGAGUAUUUUCCAAAUGGCCGGCAGUUCGUUAUCGCCGAACACAUCAUCCGUAAUUGUAGGAGCUAUCAUGCUCCUUGGUUCGUUUUUAUCAACAUCUCUAAUAGAGCGGAUGGGUAGACGACUUUUGCUCUUGAUAUCCUGCGUAGGAACGUGCACGUGUCAUUGUGUGCUCGGCGCAUUCUGCUACCUCCAGAACUUAGAAUAUGAUAUAUCCGCUUACGGUUGGAUACCAAUCGCAGCACUAUCCAUCUUCGUAAUAGUGUAUGCUGUAGGAAUGGGCAAUGGACCCGUUGUGAUUAUGUCUGAAAUAUUCAGCCGUGACGUGACCAGUAUGGCCUCGAUUGUGGGUCUCACUAUGUGUUGGGCCGCAUCUUUUGUCAUAAUAAAGACUUUCGCCGAUCUCAUCGUUUUACUAGGUACGCACGGCUGCUUCUUUUUCCUCGCUAUCUGCUGCGCAUGCAGUUUCUUGUUCUGCUUUAUAUUGGUGCCGGAAACUAAAGGACGGACGCGCGAGGAUAUUGUGAAUGAACUCAAUGGAGAAGUGCAGUAUGAAAAGAAUAAGAAUGUUAAACAUAUCAUCGAAACGGACUUGGUGCAUGCGACACACGUGUAAAAAUGUUUUCCGUAUAUAUAGUGUUCAUCUGAAAAAAAUAUUCUAACAGAGAGAUUUAUAAAAAACUGAUACCUUCAUUACUCAAUUUGUCUGCUCUCAAUGCGAAUUUCUGUAUAUAUAUAUCCUGUACAUAGCUUUAUGAAAAAAUAUAUCACCGUCACUUUCUUAAAGAUUAUUUUUUAUAUUGAAAAUAUGUACAAUGUUUACAAUAAUUUUUAGUUAUCUUCAUAUUGCGCACAUAAAUUAACAUUUAUAUAUUCACUAUUUAAAAUUCAGUUAUCUGUUUAAGUAUUUAUUUUAUGUAAGUUAUACAUAUGUGUGCAAUAUUUCUAUAUGACUUAAUAUAUUCCAAAAAUAAAAUAAUCAAAUUUGCAAAUUGCUUCAUAAUUGUAACGAUUUUAAAGAGAAAAUGAGUCUCGCAUGUAUAUUUUAGAUGCUCUGUCUCGUGAAAUUUUGUUUUAUCAAUAUUAAAUAUGUCAGAAUGAUACGCAGCAUAUAAUAUAAUGUCAUAUUAUAAAUAUGUUUUACAAUGCAACCAUGUGCAUUUGAGUACAUAGAUAUGGUGAUGUUGAUAAUGUUCAGAUGAUAAACAAACAAGACUAUAUAGCAAACAAGACUAUAUUAUCAUUAAGAACAAAAGUUAUAUAUAAAAAAUAUAUAUACAUAUAUUGAAUUAAUAUUCUAUUACUAUAUAUAUAUAUAUAUA